AGAAGGUUAAUAUGGAAGGCUGCACUUAAGUUUUUCCAUACAACAAUCCAAGGGUUCCAAAAAAUCUGGAACAGAGUCCGCGGAAUCUGUUUCUUUUCAAAGUUGAAAGCUGAAGCCAUUAAUCGAAUAUAGAAUUUUCCUCAAAGAAUUCAGCAGCGCAGCCAAAGAAAUGGUUCGUAAACGUUUUCAAGAAGCCAAAACAGGCUUCGAAUAUCUAAAAUCAGUGAAUUACGACAAGUAUCUAAGGAAAGUAGGAUUAGGAAAAGAAGAUUGGUAUUUCUGGAAGCAAGUAGGAAAGGCACUGCUCUGCACCUACACACUAUUUGGCGCUGCUUGGCUCUACAACGAAACUUCCCCGCUUGGUUGGUGGACAUUGAAGCCAAAGCCAAAGGAGGAGAGAGAACUAGCUCACUUGUAUGAAAGGCGAGAGUUUCCAUACCCAGGCGACACAGAAGCAAUGGAAGAGUUUGUUGCAAAAGGAGGAAUGAUUGGAACAACAAUUGGGCCUAAAGGGGUUGUAGAAACGGAUAAAGAUACGUAUAACUAUCAGAAAGAAUUGCAAAGCAAGAAGUUUGAACAAGAAGCACAAAAGCUGUGGAUAAGGAUGAGAAAUGAGGUGAUACAAGAGCUUCAAGAAAAAGGGUAUGAUGUUGAGUGACAAUAUCUGAAUGUCUAAUGAUGUUUGUUUGUAUGUUUGUUUGAUGAUGAGAUUGUGAUAUAAUUGUGUCAUAUUGUUUGGCAUGAUUUCUUAGUAUCAUGCUUCAAAUGGAAAAGGAAGACAAUAAUGUUUUAUGGCAUGCAUGGUUUGAUCAUUAUUAUUUUUAUAAUUAACUUUAUAAUAGAAGAUUUCGUUUGUCAUGCA
This is a messenger RNA of Jatropha curcas, 862 nucleotides long. Its product is annotated as homeobox prospero protein. NCBI's taxonomy places the organism in Eukaryota, Viridiplantae, Streptophyta, Magnoliopsida, Malpighiales, Euphorbiaceae. The record is from RefSeq and is a predicted model, not a curated record.